Debaryomyces fabryi is the source of this 882-nucleotide messenger RNA. RefSeq names its product Ymc2p (gene YMC2). NCBI's taxonomy places the organism in Eukaryota, Fungi, Ascomycota, Pichiomycetes, Serinales, Debaryomycetaceae. The coding region runs from base 1 to 882 and encodes 293 amino acids. Gene Ontology annotation, molecular function: L-ornithine transmembrane transporter activity. The transcript has a single exon. Gene Ontology annotation, biological process: mitochondrial L-ornithine transmembrane transport. The record is from RefSeq and is a predicted model, not a curated record.
AUGUCAGAUAUAGAUAGUUCUCUAGGCAGAAAGUUAAAAGAUAUCGCAGCAGGUUUCAUUGGUGGUGCAACACAGGUGUUGAUUGGACAACCGGCUGAUCUUGUGAAAAUUCGAUUGCAAACUUCAUCUACCCCUACUACGUCUGCACAAGUGAUCAAGAAUGUGAUCAAAAACGAAGGAUUACUUGCAUUCUAUAAAGGUACGUUGCCUCCAUUAUUUGGGGUUGGUGCGUGUGUAUCGUUGCAGUUUUACGGUUUCCACGAGUGUAAACGUCAACUUUUAAAGCUGAGCAAUAGAAGUGAAUUAAACUUAUGGCCCCAAACAUACAUUGCUGGGGCAGUGGCUGGUAUAGUAAAUACUCCUGUUACUUCUCCGGUUGAACAAUUGAGAAUUUUAUCCCAAUCAAACACUAAGAGUGGUUCCAAUUCGUUGUUAUCUACAGUUAAGAAGAUAUACGCAGAAAGAGGGUUUACAAAUGGUAUAUACAGAGGAUUCACCGUCACACUAUUAAGAGAGACUCAGGCGUAUGGUGUGUGGUUCUUGGCGUACGAAUCGUUGAUCAGUUAUAUCCAAUCGUCAAGAGGUUAUAAAUAUAGAAACGAUAUUUCCACAGUGGAAUUGUUGACCGCUGGUGCAUUGGCAGGGAACGCCCUUUGGCUUUCAUCUUACCCAAUAGAUGUCAUUAAAUCCAACAUUCAGAGUGAUAAGUUUGGAGCUGAAUCGAGGUUUAAUGGUAGCAUGUCCUUGGCCGCAAAGCAUAUCUUCAAAACCAAUGGGUGGUUGGGAUUCUGGAAAGGAUUGGCCCCAUGUUUGAUAAGAGCUGUUCCAUGCUCCGCAGGGACUUUUGCUAGUGUAGAAUUGGCCUUGAGACUCAUGGGCUAG